GACUCGGCCACUCGCUGCCCAGUCUCUGGUGGAAUGGCAACCAGACUGGAUUACUGCAGUUAGGAGAUCCCAGCCUUUUCUUACAGCAGUCUAUGUGAAAAUUACUGUUCACAUUUCUGAAUGACAGAGUGCUGAGAUAAUUCAGUCAUGGCUCCCAAAAAGAUGCCUCCAAAGAAGGGAGGAGAUGGACCAAAGCCACCCCCUCUGAUCGGACGUUUUGGGACCUCACUGAAAAUUGGAAUUGUGGGAUUACCAAAUGUGGGUAAGUCAACGUUCUUCAACGUGCUGACGAAGAGUCAGGCGGCGGCGGAGAAUUUCCCCUUCUGCACCAUCGACCCGAACGAGAGUCGUGUGCCCAUUCCAGACGAGCGCUUUGACUUUCUCUGCCAGUACCACAAGCCCGCCAGUAAGGUCCCAGCCUUUCUGAAUGUGGUGGACAUUGCUGGCCUGGUGAAGGGAGCUCACGCAGGGCAGGGAUUGGGCAAUGCUUUCCUCUCUCACAUCAGUGCCUGUGAUGGCAUUUUCCAUAUGACACGAGCGUUUGAGGAUGAAGACAUCAUCCAUGUGGAAGGAUGUGUUGACCCAGUGCGGGACAUUGAGAUUAUUCAUGAGGAGCUCAGGAUGAAGGAUGAGGAAAUGAUCGGGCCAAUUAUAGACAAGCUGGAGAAAACAGCCGUAAGGGGCAGUGACAAGAAACUCAAACCCGAAUAUGACAUUAUGUGUAAAAUAAAGUCUUGGGUGGUUGAUGAGAAGAAACAUGUGCGCUACUACCAUGAAUGGAACGACAAAGAGAUUGAGGUGCUGAAUAAAUAUCUGUUCCUGACAUCCAAGCCCAUGAUCUACUUGGUAAAUCUCUCAGAGAAAGACUACAUCAGGAAAAAAAACAAAUGGCUGGUGAAGAUUAAGGAGUGGGUAGAUGCCCAUGACCCCGGCGCUCUGGUCAUCCCUUUCAGUGGAGGAUUUGAGAGCAAGUACCAGGACAUGAGCGAAGAGGAGAAACAGAAGUUCUGUGAGGAAAAUAAAACCCUAAGUGUGUUGACCAAGAUCAUAAAGAGUGGCUAUGCAGCACUACAGCUGGAGUAUUUCUUCACAGCAGGACCUGAUGAAGUACGCGCAUGGACCAUCAGGAAAGGCACGAAGGCACCGCAGGCAGCUGGUAAGAUCCACACAGACUUUGAGAAAGGCUUCAUCAUGGCAGAGGUUAUGAAGUUUACGGAUUUCAAAGAGGAGGGCACUGAAGUGGCUGUUAAGGCUGCAGGAAAGUACAGACAACAGGGAAGGAACUACGUUGUGGAGGAUGGAGACAUCAUUUUCUUCAAAUUCAACACACCCAAUCAGCCCAAGAAGAAAUGAUGUCAUUAUAUAGACCUUCAGAGAUUGGGUGGACUGUACCAUGUGAGAUGAGGGGGAACUAUUCUGCAGAUCUGAGGAAUUACCCAUGAGCUUUCUUCACUUUGGCUUUGGAACAUUCAGUGUAUCCACACAAAGAAUUUGUGUGUAUUUUUUUUUUUUUUGUUUCGCCGUUUGUUAUUUGAGAGCCUCAUAGCGGAGGUGUACUUUAUGCCUUGUCCUCUCGCACUCAAAUGCUGCAUGCCACACAGCAAAACCAGACGGCCACAUCUAAUAAAACACUUCUCCAGACCAGAACUGUGUGACUGCACCAAAGUUUUUCUUAGCCGAAAUGGAAGAUGUGUAUAUCUGUGUUGUGGAAAUGAGGGGUGAAAAAUCACAGGGGCUCAUUAAAGGAGUAAAACGUGAUGAAUAUA
This is a messenger RNA of Colossoma macropomum (tambaqui), 1766 nucleotides long. RefSeq names its product Obg-like ATPase 1 (gene ola1). Lineage: Eukaryota; Metazoa; Chordata; Actinopteri; Characiformes; Serrasalmidae. Bases 148 to 1353 code for a protein of 401 amino acids. Gene Ontology annotation, cellular component: cytoplasm. The transcript is spliced from 11 exons. The record is from RefSeq and is a predicted model, not a curated record. Gene Ontology annotation, molecular function: ATP hydrolysis activity; GTP binding; ATP binding.